Molecule: messenger RNA, 552 nt
Organism: Acanthocheilonema viteae
Lineage: Eukaryota; Metazoa; Nematoda; Chromadorea; Rhabditida; Onchocercidae
Source: the annotation of a GenBank genome assembly
AUGUCAUGUAAAAGUGGUAAACCAAUACAAGAAGUGGCUCAGGAAGGUCCCGGACUUGUCUUUGUUGUUUAUCCGGAAGCGUUAGCAACAAUGCCAGGUGCAUCAGUAUUUUCCGUAAUUUUUUUCCUGAUGCUACUUACACUUGGAUUAGACAGCUCGUUUGGUGGUUCUGAAGCAAUAAUUACCGCAUUAGGCGAUGAAUUUCCACUGUUAAAUCGUCGGCGAGAAUAUUUUGUCGCCAUAUUGUUUGCUUUUUAUAUGUUCAUUGGAAUUGGUAUAUGUACUGAGUGUACCAUAAUUAGUUGUUUCGCUAAUUAUGAACCAUUGAAGUAUCAAGACUUUGUUUAUCCACAAAUGGCUAAUAUUAUUGGCAUAUUAUUUUCGCUCUCGACUAUAUCGGUAAUUUUCAUCGUCGGCAUUUAUAAGCUUUUUACCGCGAAGGGUGAUACGUUCUCUAUGAAAUUAAAAGCAGUUUUAAUGCCUCAUCGACAGAAUCACAUUGGCAGCAACGAAAUGACUGGAUCGAUGUCAAAUGAUGAAAUUAAUUUAUAA